This is a messenger RNA of Nannospalax galili (Upper Galilee mountains blind mole rat), 1574 nucleotides long. It is a transcript of the gene Chrne, whose product is annotated as cholinergic receptor nicotinic epsilon subunit. Gene Ontology annotation, cellular component: postsynaptic membrane; synapse; neuron projection. NCBI's taxonomy places the organism in Eukaryota, Metazoa, Chordata, Mammalia, Rodentia, Spalacidae. Gene Ontology annotation, molecular function: transmembrane signaling receptor activity; acetylcholine-gated monoatomic cation-selective channel activity. The record is from RefSeq and is a predicted model, not a curated record. Bases 1 to 1479 code for a protein of 492 amino acids. The transcript is spliced from 12 exons. Gene Ontology annotation, biological process: monoatomic ion transmembrane transport; signal transduction; regulation of membrane potential.
AUGGCGAGGGCUCUGCUUAGUGGCCUGCUUCUCUUGGGGCUCCUUGGCCUGGAUGAGGGGAAGAACGAGGAGCUCAACCUUUAUCACCAUCUCUUUGAUAAUUAUGACCGAGACUGCCGGCCAGUUAGGAGGCCAGAGGACACGGUCACCAUCAGCCUCAAGGUCACCCUAACCAACCUCAUCUCACUGAACGAAAAGGAGGAGACUCUCACAACCAAUGUCUGGAUUGGAAUUGACUGGCAUGAUUACCGGCUCAACUUCAGCAAGAACGACUUUGCAGGCGCAGAAGUCCUGCGGGUCCCUUCAGAACUUGUGUGGCUGCCAGAGAUUGUGCUAGAGAACAAUAUUGAUGGGCAGUUUGGCGUGGCUUACGAAUGCAACGUUCUGGUCUACGAGGGAGGCUAUGUGAGCUGGUUGCCCCCUGCCAUCUACCGCAGCACCUGUGCAGUGGAGGUCGCUUACUUCCCCUUUGACUGGCAGAACUGCUCUCUCAUUUUCCGCUCUCAAUCCUACACUGCUGAAGAGGUGGAGUUCGUCUUUGCAGUGGAUGACGAUGGCAAGCCCAUCAACAACAUCGACAUUGACACGGAAGCAUUCACUGAAAAUGGAGAGUGGGCCAUUGACUUCUGCCCAGGCGAGAUUCGCCGCUACGAAGGAGGCUCAGCAGACAGCCCGAGAGAAACUGACAUCAUCUAUACACUCAUCAUCCGCCGCAAGCCGCUCUUUUAUGUCAUUAACAUCAUCGUGCCCUGUGUGCUCAUUUCGGGCCUGGUGCUGCUUGCUUACUUUCUGCCCGCACAGGCCGGGGGUCAGAAAUGCACCGUCUCUAUCAACGUCCUGCUCGCCCAGACCGUCUUCUUGUUCUUAAUUGCCCAGAAAAUUCCAGAGACUUCUCUGAGCGUGCCGCUGCUGGGCAGGUAUCUUAUUUUCGUCAUGGUGGUUGCCACGCUCAUUGUCAUGAAUUGCGUCAUUGUGCUCAACGUGUCUUUGCGGACACCCACUACUCAUGCCGCAUCACCGAGGCUGCGCCAUGUCUUUUUAGAGUUGCUGCCACGCCUCCUGGGCUCGAGUCCGCCCCCAGAAGCUCCGCGGGCCGCACCAGCAAGGCGGGCUUCCUCGGUGGGCAUUCUGCUCCGCGCGGAGGAGCUCAUUCUGAAAAAGCCGCGGAGCGAGCUCGUGUUUGAGGGGCAGAGGCACCGGCAUGGAGCCUGGACUGCUCCCCUCUGCCAGAGCCUAGGUGCUGCAGCCCCUGAAAUCCGCUCCUGUGUGGAUGCUGUGAACUUUGUGGUCGAGAGCACACGUGACCAGGAAGCCACUGGAGAGGAAGUGUCUGACUGGGUGCGUAUGGGGAAGGCCCUUGACAACAUCUGCUUUUGUGCUGCCCUGGUGCUCUUCAGUGUUGGUUCCAGCUUCAUCUUCCUUGGGGGUUACUUCAACCAAGUGCCUCAACUCCCCUACCCACCGUGUAUCCAACCUUGAGCCUGUGCCUGUACCCAUUCAGCCACCCCUACCCCCAAAGCAAGAAAUAAGAUUUUGAGAACACAGGCAGCUGCUAUUCUGUUGUUCCCUUCCCA